Messenger RNA from Bipolaris oryzae ATCC 44560, 5109 nucleotides. RefSeq lists its product as uncharacterized. The transcript has a single exon. The record is from RefSeq and is a predicted model, not a curated record. NCBI's taxonomy places the organism in Eukaryota, Fungi, Ascomycota, Dothideomycetes, Pleosporales, Pleosporaceae. Bases 1 to 5109 code for a protein of 1702 amino acids.
AUGGCCGAUGGUUUCGAUAGCGAGGUCACGGUCAAUACACGUGCUUUGAUCGACAAGGUUCUGGCACGGUACUCCAGCGAGCACACAACACUACGAGAGUUGAUUCAGAAUGCUGCAGACGCGAAAGCAGAUCAGGUCAUUAUCAAAUUUGAAACCGACCCCUCUCUCACUGUACCUACCCCUCAGGGCGCUGCGGACCCUGUUUUAUUGAAGCACAUCAUCCAGCACCACACGCUCAAGCGGCUUGUCGUCAGUAACAACGGCCAGCCAUUCACUGUUGCUGAUUGGAGUCGUUUAAAGAGUAUCGCUGACGGCAACCCUGACGAGACAAAGAUUGGUGCUUUUGGUGUUGGUUUCUAUAGUGUCUUCGCAGAUUGUGAUGAGCCGUUUGUCAUCUCUGGCGAUAGAACAAUGGCUUUUUACUGGAAAGGCAACAUGCUGUCUACCAAGGCUGCGCCUGUACCCCCGGAACAUACUACAAGAGAUACCAUCUUCAUGCUCGAAUACCGGCAGGCAAACCCGGCUUCUCCUUCGUAUAAUCCGUCAAAGCUCCCAAACUUACCCACUCUAUGUCAGUUCCUCGCGACCAGUCUUACGUUUGUAGGCCUUGAAAGCAUUGAACUCCAUGUAGACGAUUAUGUGGUUGCUUCCUUUACGAAGAAGAUCUCUUCCCCUGAAAUUGUUCGCGUACCACAGGGCUUGAAGACCGAGACUGAAGGAGGGCUGAUGAAGGUGACUGACGUCACACGCCAGCACUCCCAACUCGAUGCUGCUUGGAUGAAUGUGAUUGCUACUGCUCAGCUACCACCCAAGAAAGCAGUCGACCUGGUACAACAAGAGGUGCGCAACGCUGGUUCAAGCUUGCGAAGUUUCUUUUCCAAGUUUUCGGCCCCACCACCAGCAUCCACCAAGACCAUCAAGCCCGCAACUGAAAAACCAAGUGAAAGUGAAGAAAUAGCUGGAGACUCAAAGGGAACAAUUUUCUUGCAAGUGUGCACAGUUGUAGCAGCUACCAAAGUGUCACGAAAUUUUGCGGCAGAGAUUGAAAGAGCAACGAAAAAGUCUCCACCUAAGACUACGAAGAUUGCACUCUUGACAUCUCCUUACCAAGACCCUUCAGCUACUCUAACAACAGGAUCAGGAAGUUCUGCUUCGCUUGCGACAAAGAUCUUUUCGGAAGUUCUUCCAACAAAGUCAGGACGUAUAUUUAUUGGAUUUCCCACGGCACAAACAACAGGAUAUCUUGCUCACAUCUCUGCGCCAUCCCUCAUCCCAACGGUAGAGCGUGAGAACGUGGACAUGAACGCUCGGUACAUAUCCACCUGGAAUAUCGAGCUUUUGCGUGUUGCUGGGUUGGCAUGCCGUAUCACAUACGCAGAUGAAAUGGCAACCUUGCAAGCUCAAUUUGGCAAGGAGUCUUUGGAGACACUGGUCACCAAGACAGCCUAUAUAUUCCGUCAAUACACCGCGAAAUCAUCCCAUCCUUCUACGGCCCUUGGCGAUAAGAUUGACGAAGCUUUCUACAACUGUUCCAAGGAGCGUUCGAUUGAUAUCCUCUCAACCAAGGGCGUUCUGCCAAGCAAACGAGUACGAAUGCCUGCAGAAACCCUCAGCUUCCUUGGAGAAGUGCCUAUGGUUCCUCAAGAACUAGCAAAUGCCGCAUUUGACUUUAUGUUGAAUCUGCAUAAUCGCGGUUUCAUCACCGAGCUCACCAUGCAGGACAUUCGACAAGGCUUGGAAUCGCGCGCGCUAAAUGAAGAAGAGCUUUGCGAGUUUCUCAAAUGGUGUGGAUCUAAGUUGGAAAACGGCGAAAUUGACAUACCUGGCUCGAGGAGUCUAUUCGAAAAUACCGUCGCCAACAUCGACGUCCAGCCAGAAAAAAACUCUGGGAGAAUUCUUGCACUGGGGGAUAUUAGCACAUUCGUGAACCCAGCCCGCAUUGGUCCACACUUGCCACUUCCUCCUGACACGAUACCAUUCACUUUUACACGGGGGAUGACCAUGAAGCAGUUGCAAAUGUUUGGGUGGACGGAAUUGUCAAUGGUACGGUGGUUGCGCCACAUGACUACACAGCCACAGCUGGAGCAAUUCACGACUGAUGAGAACCUUGCUCUAUCAGUACUCACACUGACUUCCAAAUGCUGGGAGCAGCUUGAUGGGACAUCCAGAGACACUGUGAUCAAGAUCUUGACCCCCCACCAGAUCAUGCCUACAAAGAUGGGCAUGCGCCGACCGACCGAGUCGUACUUUCCGACGGUCAAGCUUUUUGACGACCUGCCGACUGUGAAGCCAUUUGCUGGUUCAAAAGAGAAAUUCCUUCUCUCACUUGGGGUGCGGAAAACAAUUGACCUUCCCAUGGUUUUUGACCGGAUGCGCAGCAGCGAGGGAAAACAGGGUGAGAAAUCAGAGCGGCCUUCAUGGAACCACGUUGAUCUCAUUCGAUAUUUCGCAUCCGUCAUCGAUGAGAUUCCGAGAAAGGAUCUUGAUAGAUUACGCGAGACAGCGUUUUUGCCGGGUGAAGGUACGAAUGUCAAACCUGGUCAGCAGUUCAAAGCUUCGGAUCUGUACGCUCCAGAUCCGGCAAUUCUCGUACUGGGCUUGAAUCAGAUCAAGCUGCCGUUCGAGCUCAAGUCAGGUACUCGAGAGGGCUUGCUUCUCCUAAACCUCGGACUACAGCAGUGGCCAGACUCCAUCACUAUCGCAAACAUACUCCACCGUGCUGGCCAGGCAAAAGAUGUGCAGCUCUACACACGCGCCAUGGACUAUUUCUUGGCAAACUACUACAAGAACAAUUACAGUUCAGAGGCAAGCAAGUUUGCUGCCCUCACGCUUCCUAUUCUGCCGACCGAGCAAGCGCCUUUUCCAGCACUGGUCGGGCCGUUCCAGUGUUACACGAAUGAACAUGCAGCGUGCCUAGGUUUCCCGAUACUCAGAAGUGAUCUUCGCAGUCAUGCCGAGAAACUGGGAGUACAUCGUGAUCCAAGUAUCGGCCCUUGUGUACAGUAUCUCAUCAAAACUCCGCCCAAAACCAAGCUAGAUGCUGAGAUGCAAUUUGCUUACUUGGCGUCGCGGGGUUCUGAUUUGGACCAAUACAAGGGGCUGAUACAAAAUUUGGCGGCUGCGAACAUUGUGCCAAUAUUCCGCAAGUAUUACCUUGAUCCUACCUGCAGUGGUUUCGAAGAUCGGUCGAAGAAUCAGACUGGAAAGACAGAGAUGCGCAUCCAUCAUUACGAUGCACCUGAGCAUGUCUUUGUUGGGCGCGAUCAAGAGUACCGCGGAAUUCUUGACUACGUUCAUUAUGGUGCUGAAGCGACGGUCUUCUUGCUCAAAGUCGGCGCAAAGCACGAGCCCACUACACAUGAUUUGGCGUACUUGGUCGCGAAGAACCCCUCUCGCUUCCUCAAUACCAUUGGCCAAGAUAAAUACCUCGAUUUGCUCAGGAAGCUAGCAGAGCACGCCGGCACUCUAUGGAAAGACAAGGAGCUGGUCAAGGCACUUGUAGCUUCCAGGCUGCUCCUCGGAUACCGUGAUAUCAAGGAAGAUACAAAGAAGGCCGAAGCAGGUGACGAAGACAUGGACGAUCUGGAUGAGGACAACGUGCAUCGUGAAUGGUCGUUGAACAAAGCCAACGAGAUUGUCAUCAUCGACAAUGUUAACUACAUGACGAGAUUCCGUGACUUUAUCAUUGCAGCACCUCAGGAGGAACUUUUGGAGGAGUUUUACGCUCGCUUUGGUGUGCAAAAGGUUUCUGAUCUUGUUAAGACCGAUCAACGUAUCGGGACAGUGGUGCGCGACCAGACACCAGCACAGGAUCUGCGACGAGACAUUCUCGAGCGUGUGCGCCUCUUCCUCCACGAGUAUGAACGCGAUGCUUCUUCAAAGGCAAUCAGACACGAUGCUAAAUGGCUUGGUUCGAACUUGACUGUUCAGUGCGUGUCUGAUAUUUCCAUUCGAUACUCGCUCGCAGAGCGCAAUGUCGCUACCUCGUCGAGGAAGUCGGCUGUAAUUAUCAAAGUUCGCAGUGUCGGCUAUGUGCUGAACAUUACGCCGAAGUACGAUCUCUACGAGGUGUCGAGUGAACUCGUCAGGCUCUUGGUAGCGCGACCAAAGCGAAACGACGCAAUCGCUCUUGAGCGUAUCCUGACUGAGCCGCUUCGUCGCUUACAACAAAAGGGUAUUAAUGUAGAGCGCAUUCUACGUAGGAAAGAGCACGAAGCUCGCAUAGCCAGACAGGCAGAGCAAGAACGAGAGGAGGAAGAGCAACAGCGCCUGGCAGAGCAAGCCAAGUCUGGUCUUCUCAAGACGGAAGAGCGCGAAAACAUGCCACCUGCAACACCGGAGAAGAGCAACCGCAUUCCCGGGGCAUUCGACAGUCCAGAAACUGGUAUGGAGGUGGCGAAUCACGGACGUCAGCAAGAUGAUGGAGGUCUUAUCAACAACUGGGCGAAGAAACUUGGAUUCAAGAACACACCUGCCCCUACGUCUAGUGGCACAGACGGACCUCAGAUCAGCCGUGACAUCCAAGCCACCAAGUCUAACAUCCAAAACGCGAUCAAGGAGUGUCGUCCAACAGGCAUGGACAACAUCAACACUAAGCACCACCAAGACGCCACGGAGCUGGACCGCGGCGGCUACUGCACCGGUGAACAAUGGGAAAACCUGCACAAGGCAUUUUCCGUCCCCUUUUCCGGCCGUCAUGUAGAUGUCUAUUACGGCCGCGACGAAACUGCAGCCCCCGCGGAGCUCCAGGGUCAUCUCCAAGCCUUCCUACCCCUGAUCUUCGGACUAACCUCGCUCUUCACGGUCAACCCGGCCGCCGUCAACAUCUUCCUCGACAAGAAGUCGAAUACUGUUGCUUUCAAUCUGAACGGCAGUUUGUUCUUCAACCUGGCAUGGUUCAUUGCCCUCCAUGCUGACGCCUGCCACACUAAAGAGGGGAAGUUGACGGCUCUCGACAGCUGGUUCUGCACGUAUUGCCACGAACUGGCGCACAACCUUGUUGCCGAUCAUAAUGCAAGACAUUCUUGGUACCAGCAGCAGAUCAUUAUAGAGUACAGUCAGAAGUACCGUGCUGCAUUGGAAGGGUUUACACAGGGAAUGUUGAUUUGA